AUGAGGCCCCCAAGUCUUCCGCUCGGUCGGGCGCCGUUCCCUAGCGUCAUCGUGCAGCCCAAAACAUCACUAAGGUCCGCCUCGACAGCAUCCCUAGCCUCCUCCAAGAGACGACCCUUGGCCCUGAGGCGCCAUGCCCCGCCGCCGUUCUCUAGCACCCAGCGCCGGGCAGCCCCGAUGCGCCCGUUUGCAUGCUGCGGUGGUUGCGGACCCCGCGACCCACCACCUCCGGUAGAUCGAAAGAGAAAGGCGUACAUUGCUCUGGGGAGCAAUGUGGGCGACCGCAUUGCCAUGAUCGAAGAAGCUUGCGCCGAGAUGGAUCGCCGAGGGAUCCGAGUCACCAAGACGAGUAGCCUUUGGGAGACGAAUCCGAUGUAUGUUGCCGACCAGGACAAGUUUAUCAACGGCGCGUGCGAGGUCGACACCGAUCUCGAGCCUCUCGCCCUGCUUGACGAGCUCCAGAGCAUAGAAAAGCACCUUGGUCGCGAGAAAACCAUUGAUAAAGGGCCUCGUAAUAUCGACCUCGACAUUCUCCUCUACGACAACCAAAAAUUCAGCAUGAGCGACUUUGGACUCAUCCCCGGGACCCCUAUAGAUCAAUCCCGUCCGUGGAAGCUGACCCAGGACUACCUCAACGAGCUUCCGCCUGCGGACCCCCGCUCUCGCCUCUUACCCCGUUAUCCGCUUCGCUCCCCCAUCGCUUCCUUUGACGGUAGGCGGCCUACCCGGUUGAUGUCCAUUCUCAACGUCACCCCCGAUUCUUUCUCCGAUGGCGGGAUCAACUCCCCUGAGAAUCUCGUGGAGAUCCUCGCUAGCCAUGCUCGCUCCGGCGCGACUAUGAUCGACAUUGGUGGCCAAUCUACCUCCCCGGUACUCCCGAGUGUCGACACCUACCGUGCCGCCGUCGCCGAGAAGGCCGUCCUUGCCGGCGCCGAUAUCAUCAACGACGUCUCCGCAGGCCUGCUUGACGAAGAGAUGCUCCCAACCAUGGCCCGUUUAGGGAAGACUGUCUGCCUUAUGCACAUGCGCGGAACCCCGCAGAAUAUGGCCCGCCUCACUGACUACUCUCCCGCCGGUCUCAUUCCCACCAUUGCCUCCGAGCUGCUCGAGCGGGUCGAGGUUGCGCAAAGAGCCGGUAUCCGCCGCUGGCGCAUCAUCCUCGACCCGGGUAUUGGCUUCGCCAAGGAUGCGGAACAAAAUGUCGAGAUCCUACGCCGCCUCGAUGAUUUGCGUCGCUGGCCCGGGCUCGAGGGCUUACCCUGGCUCGUUGGCUCUAGCCGUAAAGGAUUCGUAGGCAGGAUUACGGGCGUGACGGAGCCACGCGAGAGGGUCUGGGGUACCGCCGCAACCGUGGCCGCGGCGAUCCAAGGCGGCGCAGACAUCGUUCGGGUGCAUGACGUGAGCGAGAUGAGUCAGGUCACUAAGAUGUCUGACGCCAUCUGGAGGGGCAGGACAGAAAUGUUGUAA
This is a messenger RNA of Parascedosporium putredinis, 1467 nucleotides long. The record is from the annotation of a GenBank genome assembly. Lineage: Eukaryota; Fungi; Ascomycota; Sordariomycetes; Microascales; Microascaceae.